UUGGCACCGGCCGGGACAGGCAGGCAGGCAGGCAGGCAGGCCGACCUGUGACACCGGCAGCGGGAGCAGCAGCGGGAGGAGCAGCGGGAGCAGCCGGAGCUCCAAGAUGCACACCACCCAGAAGGACACGACCUAUACGAAGAUCUUCGUCGGGGGGCUCCCCUACCACACCACCGACGCCAGCCUGCGCAAGUACUUCGAGGUCUUCGGGGAGAUCGAGGAGGCCGUCGUCAUCACCGACCGCCAGACCGGAAAAUCCAGGGGCUACGGAUUUGUCACCAUGGCAGACCGGGCUGCUGCUGAGAGGGCCUGCAAGGACCCCAACCCCAUCAUCGAUGGCAGGAAAGCUAACGUGAACCUGGCCUACCUUGGAGCCAAACCAAGGAUCAUGCAGCCAGGUUUUGCCUUUGGUGUUCAGCAGCUUCAUCCAGCUCUAAUACAGAGGCCUUUUGGGAUCCCCGCCCAUUAUGUCUACCCACAGGCCUUUGUGCAGCCCGGAGUUGUAAUCCCACACGUCCAACCCACGACGGCCGCCGCGGCCUCCACCACGCCGUACAUCGAUUACACCGGAGCCGCCUACGCUCAGUAUUCGGCCGCCGCGGCCGCCGCGGCCGCAGCGGCGGCCUACGACCAAUACCCCUACGCGGCCUCUCCGGCCGCGGCCAGCUACGUCACGGCCGGUGGCUACGGCUACGCGGUCCAGCAGCCGAUUGCCGCCGCGGCACCCGGGACGGCUGCCGCGGCCGCGGCGUUUGGCCAGUACCAGCCCCAGCAGCUGCAGACGGACCGGAUGCAAUAGUGGACCGACCGACCGGCCGGCCGAAGGGAGUUGGAGCUCUUUCUCCUCUUCCCGCCUCCCCCUUCCGGUUUCCCGUAGAUGCUCAGAGACCGUGUAGCGUUCACUAAGUAGCUUUAAAAAGAGAAAAGGCUGUGCUGUUGCGAAGGAGAAGAUUUUUUUUUAUUCCACUGCCUUGGAACCCGAAUCGCGUCGAGAGGGGAGGAAGGGGCGGGAGCUGGGAGAGAGCCAGUUUCAGGACUCGGUGGUCUAGAAGACGCUGAAUAAACAGCGCGCUGCCACGAAUCGGUGGCAAGAGGAACGUGGGACUUUGUUUUCAUAAACGAAGUAUUUUUUUUACAGUAUCAGGGAAACAAACUGCCUUUUACAAGUGAGGCAGUUGAACCCGGGGAGGGCAAAGAAACCAAUCCAGAGUGAGCAAUAUGUAGCUUGUAUCGAAAGAAAAAUAUAUUUUUUUUUAAGGAAAAAUACUGAAAGCACUGAUCGUUGUUUCUAGUACAUCCUAUAGAACUUGUUUAAGGAAGGAAGUCCUUUUUUCUUACAAUUCGUCAUGGGCACCGAACAAUCUGGGAAGAAUGGUGGUGGUAAAAUGGUGGGUGGACAGGGACACCAAAGCUAUCUUCUCAUCUGUCAGGAGAUGUGUGGCACUGUGGAACGAAGAAGGGCAGCAGUUAGGCAGACAAUAACACAGACCAGACCCUUCUGGGAAAGACACAUCACUUGUGCUCAUUUGAGCCUGUCACAUCCUAAUCCCUCUUCCCAUCCUGUUUCAAUUUUGGGAAACUUCAACUGCUGGCAUCAGCGAUUCUGAUUCCGAAAUAGGAUCAGCCUUUACUACAACAGCCUUCUCUGUCUAUUUAUUGCGUCUGAUUCCUGGCUUGUGAAUAAAGGCAGAAAGAACGCUUGCUGAAUUUCAACCUUUUAAGAACUGUCUUAAGGAAAUUUAUUUUUUCCUUCAGAGAGGGUUUGUACAAUUUUCGUAUCUAUUUCAGAGACGUAUUUAAAAGUAUUUAUUAGCGGAUGCAGUACAGGAGACGACGAUAUCACUGAGGUGGCAGUUCAAAGGUUAAUGAUCUGUGGUUUAUACUGUGCCUUAAUUGUAAUGCUAUUUAAAAAUAUUUAUUUUGAAGUUUUACUACGCUGCACUCUAAAGAAAGGAACUUUAGACGUGACACUGUAAAAUUAUGUAUUCAUCUCAUGGCAUAAAUUAUUUAGUAGGUUUUAGAUGUAGCAUAUUAAAUAUUAACCUAUUCAACUGAAGAUGUUGACUUGGAUUUAUUUAAGUUCAAUGUGUGCACUGUAUGAGAGGGUACUCUUACAUGAACACUUUUUAGGUUUUUACAGACUAUGUUGCUAGGUUCCUGCUUCUCUUAAAUACUUUCGCCUCCUCAUAGACCUCUUCUCAGCAUUGUCCAUAAAUUCAUGAGUUUCUCUUUUUACUCUUCUUUAUGUAGUUUAAAAUGCUGCUUACCAUUUUCUUCCUCGUGAAACUACGAUACUUGCAAUUUUUAUUCUUAACCGAAAUUGACGAAUAUUUUACACUGUAUUGGAUUUUUUUAUACUUGAACAAUUUCAUACAAGGGAAGACAAGACCGUAUAGAAUUUUUAUGGACCUUAUCCAACGUCACUGGAUUUAUUUUAAGUAUUCCAAAUACUAGCCAGUGUUAUGUAAUGUAGACGUGACUCUCCUGUGCAUAUUAUUUAUUCAGUACGUAUAUUGCUUUAUAACAUUUCAGAUCUUCUACUCUAUU
Molecule: messenger RNA, 2547 nt
Organism: Tachyglossus aculeatus (Australian echidna)
Lineage: Eukaryota; Metazoa; Chordata; Mammalia; Monotremata; Tachyglossidae
Gene: RBM24
Product: RNA binding motif protein 24
Exons: 4
Coding region: 107-799 (230 amino acids)
Cellular component (GO): cytosol
Molecular function (GO): mRNA 3'-UTR binding
Source: RefSeq, a predicted model, not a curated record